AAUGGGCGGUGCGUCACUCCUUGGCCGCCCCGGCUUGUCUCUGCAGAGCCGGAUUCUCUUCCCCGACGGGUGACGUUCCUAGUGUCCCUCCGCAUUUAUCCCGCACCUCAGCGCUGCGCCCAUGAACAUCCCGGCGGGGGUCUGAUUGCACCCAGUGCCCCGCACGGCCCACUCUGUUCUUGACAUCUCUCCUGAAGGGAUGGAGAACUCGUCAGUGGCAUCAGCCUCCUCAGAGGCAGGGAGCAGCCACUCUCAAGAGAUCGAGGAGCUGGAACAUUUCAUUGACAGCUAUGUCCUGGAGUACCAGGUCCAGGGGCUGCUGAUGGAUAAAAUGGACGGGGAUGGUGAGAGCGAGAAGACACAGUCCUACAUCUCACAGUGGACAGCGUAUUGUAGUGAGCAGCUUGAUGGCAGCUGUUCCCUAUCCCAAGGGAAGGGCUCAUCAUCUCAUGAAGACAGUCAGAAUGGCAACAAGGAGAGCUCCCUUGACAUGCUGGACACAGACAUCUGGGCUGCCAACACCUUUGACUCCUUCAGUGGUUCAACAUGGGACUUGCAGCCUGAAAAAAUAGAUUUCACCCAAUUUCAUAAGAAGCUGCAAAACACCUCCAAACACCUGUUGCCUCAAAAAGACAGAGAAGGGCUUGGAAAAGGGAAAUUCGAGGAUGGUGAUAGCAUCAACUUGAAUGACAUAGAGCAAGUCCUUCCAGUGUGGCAGGGUUACAAUUCGUUGCCUCAUGAAGCUGAAGUUGUGCACACCAAAAAACUGUUCAGAAGGAGGAGAAAUGAACGGAGGCGACAGCAGAGACUUCCUGGUGGGAACAAGUCUCAGCAGCAUGCAGAUCAUCAGCAAGGUGGCACCAAACACAAUAGGGACCACCAGAAACUCUACCAAGGAGCCCAGGCCCUUCACUCCUCAGGUAGGACAGGCCACCAUGGCUACAGUCAGAACCGGAGAUGGCAUCACAACCAGAAGCACUUGCCCAAUGACAAAGAAACACGCAGAAAUGCCAAAGAGACUGAAAACUUAAAAAUCAAGGACACCGCCAUCUGUGCAGUUCACAUUCCCUUGGAGAUGCACCGAGGCUUGGAGGAUAUGGAGAAGCAGUCUCAGCAGUACAUCCAAGAGUCAGAGACCAAGCAGAAAGACAGUAUUCAUGAACGCAUUGGGGAAAGACCCAAAGUCAAUUUGCUUCAGUCUUCCAAAGACAGGCUGCGAAGGAGACUAAAAGAAAAGGACGAAGUCACAGUGGAAACCACCAAUCCUGAAAAGAAUGAAAUGGACAAAUUAAUUGAAAUUCUCAAUAGCAUGAGGAACAACAGCAGUGACGUUGACUCCAAGCUCAUCACAUUCAUGGACGAGGCCCAGAACUCUACGAGCUCGGAGGAAAUGCUGGGGGAGAUAGUCAAGACCAUCUACCAGAAAGCAGUGACAGAUCGCAGCUUUGCUUCCACUGCAGCUAAGUUCUGUGACAAAAUGGCCCUCUUCAUGGUGGAAGGAACCAAAUUCCGGAGUCUGCUUCUCAACAUGUUGCAGAGAACUACCCGCAGUCCGUGGGGGAGGUGCCCAUGCCAGAGCAGGUGGAUGCCUGGAGGAGGCUGUGAUCCUGUGGAAGACCCAGUGGAGAGAGAGAGCCUCUGCUCCAGGCUGUAGUAGCCUGUCCUUGGAGGACUGCAUCCCGUGGAAAGAGAGACCCACAUCACAGCAGUUUGGAAGGACUGUCUGCCCAUAGGGGGAGUUCACAUUGCAGCAAGUGCGGUAUGGCUGCUGCUUGUGAGAGUGGACCCACACUGGAGAAGUUCACAGAGAACUGUCUCCCAUGGGAGGGACCUUACAGCCUCACAGGGGAUGGACUCCUCUCCCAGAGCAGCAGAAGAAAGUCUUGGUGUUGAACUGACCCAAACCCCCACGCCCUGUCUCCCUGAGCUGUCAGUGGGAAUGAGGGAAGGGCUGGGUGGAAAAAGGUGUUUUAAGGGCUUAUUUUGCUUCUCGUUAUUCUCCUCUGAUUCUGUGAGUAAUAAAUUCACUUUGCAACUAAAGCUGAGCCUGUUUUUGCCCU
Messenger RNA from Serinus canaria (Common canary), 2060 nucleotides. RefSeq names its product CBP80/20-dependent translation initiation factor-like. The record is from RefSeq and is a predicted model, not a curated record. Lineage: Eukaryota; Metazoa; Chordata; Aves; Passeriformes; Fringillidae. Gene Ontology annotation, molecular function: protein binding; RNA binding; translation activator activity. The transcript has 10 exons. Gene Ontology annotation, biological process: regulation of translational initiation. Gene Ontology annotation, cellular component: cytosol. The coding region runs from base 200 to 1654 and encodes 484 amino acids.